AUGAACGUCCGCGACCCCUUCAACCUCCACAAGAACUCAGCCCUCAACGUCUUCAAAGUCACGGCCUCCCGUGCUGCCCAGAACAUCAAGGAGAAGGCAGUAGAGGCGGGAACGAAAGCCCUGGACGACAUGUCUUUCAAUGUCCCCAAGAAUGUCCCUUCUUUUAGUAACCCUCAGCGAGCAUUGGAGGAUCGGUAUUGGGGCUCCGGCAGCGUGAACAAUCGAGGUCGCGCCGGCAACUCGGGUCUCUUCCAAGGCGUACAAGGACGGGUCGAGGACCUACUCGGCACAAAGGGCCAGCUUCCCAUGUACAAAGACAAGCCCUACUACGCUUCCCGGAGGUUUCGCCCUCUCUGGCGCAGGAAACGAUCCAUAAUCGGCACCCUGCUGGUCUUCUUCACCGGCCUGUGGUGGUUCGGCUUCUUUUCUGAAGGUUCCAAAACUCGAGAGUCGGCGUCGCAAUGGACUGGCUGGUUGAGCUCCUCCGAUCAAUCGGGCAAGAAGGUCGACUGGCUCAGCCGGCGCGAAAGAGUUGUCGAGGCUUUCCAGCUUAGCUGGGAUUCGUACGAGCGCUACGCUUGGGGCUACGACGAGUACCACCCGAUUGCGAAGACCGGCCGACAGAUGGCGCCCAAGGGCGUCGGAUGGAUCAUCGUCGACUCGCUAGAUACCAUGAUUCUGAUGAACCAGACCUCGCGCCUAGCCCAUGCCAGAGACUGGCUCGCCAACACCUUGACCUACAACCAAGAUCAAGACGUCAACACCUUCGAAACUACGAUUAGAAUGCUCGGUGGCCUGCUUUCCGCCCACUAUCUCUCGACCGAAUUCCCCGAACUGGCUCCCAUGAAGGACGACGACCCUGGUCAGCCGGGCGAAGACCUAUACCUGGAGAAGGCGAGGGAUCUGGCCGACCGUUUGAUGGCUGCCUUCGACUCCCCGUCUGGGGUCCCGUAUGCGAGCGUCAAUCUCGCCGAAAUGAAGGGCCUCGUCUCCCACGCUGACGGCGGCGCUUCCUCGACCGCCGAGGCCACCACCUUGCAGCUCGAGUUCAAGUACCUGGCGAAGCUCACGGGCGAGAAGGACUUCUGGGACAAGGUAGAGAGGGUCAUGCAGAUCGUCGAUGACAAUGUUGCCGAGGAUGGUCUGGUUCCCAUCUUCGUUUACGCCACGGACGGAAAAUUCAGGGGCGACAACGUUCGCCUGGGCUCCCGCGGCGACUCGUACUAUGAGUACCUGAUCAAGCAGUAUCUGCAGACGAACAAGCAGGAGCCGAUCUACCUGGAAAUGUGGGACGAAGCUCUCGAGGGAGUGCGUAAGCACUUGAUCACCUACAGCAAGCCGUCGGGCUUUACUGUGCUCGGAGAGCGGCCUAACGGCCUGCACAAUGAUCUGUCCCCGAAGAUGGACCACCUUGUGUGCUUCAUGCCAGGAACAAUUGCUUUGGGAGUCACCGGAGGUAUCCCUGAAGCCGAGGCCAGGAGAUUGCCUACGUGGAACAAGAAGAAGGAAGACGACAUGAAGCUGGCCCGCGAGCUUAUGCAAACCUGCUGGGGCAUGUACAAGUGGAUGGCAACCGGUCUCGCGGCCGAGAUUACCUACUUCAACAUCGACAACCCUCCUGCUCCCGCUUCGGCCUCGCACCAUCCGCCUCAGACCUUCGACCCUGACCCGCACGCCAAGUGGCGUAAGGACUUCGAGGUCCACUCCAACGACGUCCACAACUUGCAGCGCCCCGAGACCGUUGAGAGCUUGUUCUACAUGUGGAGAAUCACCGGCGACCAGAAGUACCGCGACUGGGGCUGGGAGAUGUUCAAGUCUUUCGUUAACUACACCGCGGUCGAGGACGGUGGCGGCUUCACUAGCUUGAGCAACGCCAACACGAUUCCUCCGGUUGUUCGCGACAACUUGGAGAGCUUCUGGAUGGCCGAGACACUCAAGUACUUCUACCUCUUGUUCUCGCCCAACGAUCUGCUGCCUCUUGACAAGGUCGUUCUCAACACCGAGGCGCACCCGCUCCCUCGCUUCGACAUGGGCAAGCUGUUCAACACGGGGUGGAAGCGCAAGCCUAGGAAGGAUGGAAAGAUCGUCGAGCAGGCCUGA
This is a messenger RNA of Colletotrichum karsti, 2100 nucleotides long. RefSeq names its product glycosyl hydrolase family 47. The record is from RefSeq and is a predicted model, not a curated record. The transcript is spliced from 3 exons. Lineage: Eukaryota; Fungi; Ascomycota; Sordariomycetes; Glomerellales; Glomerellaceae. Gene Ontology annotation, biological process: carbohydrate metabolic process; N-glycan processing. The coding region runs from base 1 to 2100 and encodes 699 amino acids. Gene Ontology annotation, cellular component: membrane; endoplasmic reticulum. Gene Ontology annotation, molecular function: calcium ion binding; mannosyl-oligosaccharide 1,2-alpha-mannosidase activity.